Molecule: messenger RNA, 2226 nt
Organism: Trichophyton benhamiae CBS 112371
Lineage: Eukaryota; Fungi; Ascomycota; Eurotiomycetes; Onygenales; Arthrodermataceae
Exons: 2
Coding region: 1-2226 (741 amino acids)
Source: RefSeq, a predicted model, not a curated record
AUGCCCGACGACGACUCGUCUGGCACAGGUGUACAGGUCUCUCCGCCUUCCACCUCGAGCCACGAAUACCAGGACUACGGAGUUGGAGGUCCUUGGUCUCAUCUCCAGUACCCUGACGAACUAAAGCCAUCAGACUCCGCCUCGCGACCUCGCACCUCAAACAGACUGCGCGAACCCGUCGAUCCUCGGCCAUCUCGCCAUCGUUCUUCGAGGCGGCACCAUCAUCACCAGCAACCCCGUGCGCAUACACACGCGCACCAACAUCCUCACCCCCAGGUCCAACAAGUCCACGCGGUGCCUUCCCACAGGUCAAGACGACCUCUCGCCCGAGCGGCGCCUCCACAGCCGCCUCCGGUCCCCGUAUCUCCUGAACCAGACUCCUCCGAAGAGGAAGAGGAGGACGAAGAGGAGGACGAAGAAGACGACGAAGAGGAGGACGAGGACGACUAUCUAGACUACGCUCCAAAUCCGGCAGACAGACGCUUCUGGCCAACUCCACCAACCCAGGGUCCAGCCUCGUCUGCUCCGUCGUUCAACCCUUAUCCUCCGCACCAGCACCCUCCAGCACCCCCAUCCUUCCCCCAGCCGCAACAUGCUAAUGCUGCUCAUCCUGGAGUACCUUCAAAUCAGCUUGUUCAAUUGGGAUCUAUGGGACAUCAGAACCCUAUAGGAGGACACAUGGGUCAAUACUCGCAUCAGCAAUACCCCUACGGGGGGCACUAUCCGCCUCCCCCGCAGGGACACCAUCAACAACUACCUCACGGAUACUACACUGGUCCAGAUGGACUGCCACACCCACACCAUCCGCAUGCCGGUCAGCGCAUGCCACUUCAUCACCCACACCACCCACCGCAUCACCCGCAUGCUCACCUUCCCCGGCACCGUUCACGCAGCGGCUCCCCAGACGAUGAAGAGGACUCGCCAAAGCCCACCAUGGCUCACCCGGUCAUGAGCCACCCACCGUCUUUUCCCGGCACACCGCCUUAUAUGUCUCCGGAAAUGGUACCGUACGGCUAUCCACACGCUCUUCCCCACCACCCCAUGCUACCCGGAGCCGGACACCCACAUGCUCAGGCCCAGGCUCAAGCACAGGCUGCUGCGGCGGCGGCUGCUUACUACCAAUAUAUCCAGCGGUACCCUCAUAUACCUCCGUCUAUGUUCCCGCCUCCGCCAUUCUUCCAAAUCCAGGGUCGCGAACCGAGCCCGGCUAAGAAAGAGAAGAGUCGGAGUCCAUCUCCGCCCAAGUCGCCACCUCCUCCUCCGCCGCCUCCAGCUCCCGCUGAGCCCCCACCCCCGGAUCCAAAGGAUGAAGCAAUCGCUCGACUUGAGAAGUUAAUCAUUGAAGAACGAAAGGAACGGGAAGAGCGCGAUGCUGCUCGCGAAGCUGCCAUCAAGAAAGCAGCCGCUGACAAAGCAGCAGCUGAAGCUCUAGCCGCCAAAGAGAAGAAAAUUGCUGCCGAUGCUGCCGCUGCCGCCACUGCUGCUGCAAAGGAAGAAGCCAGAAUCGAAGCAGAAAAGGCCGCUGCCGCUGCCGCCGCUAAAGCUAAAAAGGAUGCUGAAGAAGCUGCUGCUGCUGCAAAGAAAGAGGCUGAGGAGGCUGCUGCCAUUGCGCUGGCGGAGGCUACAGCCGCUGCCGCUGCGGCGGGGGAUGCCAAGGCUGCAGAAGCAGCUGCAGCAGCAACAGAGGCUGCCCUGAAAAAGCCACCGCCGCCAAAGAAGCCCGUUCAAUUCAAAGAUGCUAUAGGCAGGAAAUUCAAGUUCCCCUUUGCCCUCUGCAAAACAUGGCAGGGUAUGGAAGAACUCAUCCGCCAGGCCUUCCUGCAUGUUGACUUGAUCGGUGAACAUGUCCUGAAUGGACACUACGACCUAGUCGGUCCCAACGGAGACAUUAUCCUCCCACAAGUCUGGGACACUGUUGUCGAGCCCGACUGGUCAGUUAGCAUGCAUAUGUGGCCUAUACCCGAGAAACCCAAGGAGCCGGAACCCGCACCACCACCUCCUCCCCCCCCAGAGGAAGAACCCCCCGUUGCGGUGGUGGAUGUUCCAGCUCCUCCACCGCCUCCACCUGCACCGAAGAAGGUGGUACGUCCUGGCGCACCAGGAGGGUUCGCCAAAUGGAUGACAGGAGGAAAAGUCAAGCCUAGACCAAACCCGAAGGCUGCUAAGAAGGCUGAUGCUGGUGGUACGCCUCCUCCACCUCCACCACCGCCUCCUCCUCCACCAUAG